AGGAGAUGACCAGAGACUGCGGACAUACUUCAGGAGAUGACCAGAGACUUUAGACAUAGUACAGGAGAUAACCAGAGACUUUAGACAUAGUACAGGAGAUGACCAGAGACUGUGCACAUACUACAGGAGAUGACCAGAGACUGCGGACAUAGUACAGGAGAUGACCAGAGACUGCAGACAUAGUACAGGAGAUGACCAGAGACUGCGGACAUAGUACAAGAGAUGACCAGAGACUGCAGACAGUACAGGAGAUGACCAGAGACUGCGGACACAGUACAGGAGAUGGACCAGAGACUGCGGACACAGUACAGGAGAUGACCAGAGACUGCGGACACAGUACAGGAGAUGACCAGAGACUGCGGACACAGUACAGGAGAUGACCAGAGACUGCGGACACAGUACAGGAGAUGACCAGAGACUGCGGACACAGUACAGGAGAUGACCAGAGACUGCGGACACAGUACAGG
Staurois parvus is the source of this 467-nucleotide messenger RNA. Lineage: Eukaryota; Metazoa; Chordata; Amphibia; Anura; Ranidae. The record is from the annotation of a GenBank genome assembly.